Molecule: messenger RNA, 2267 nt
Organism: Gossypium raimondii (Peruvian cotton)
Lineage: Eukaryota; Viridiplantae; Streptophyta; Magnoliopsida; Malvales; Malvaceae
Product: LEAF RUST 10 DISEASE-RESISTANCE LOCUS RECEPTOR-LIKE PROTEIN KINASE-like 2.3
Biological process (GO): protein phosphorylation
Molecular function (GO): ATP binding; polysaccharide binding; protein kinase activity
Source: RefSeq, a predicted model, not a curated record
AAGCAAAACUCCCAUUGUUUAGUCACCUAAUGCCCACUUUUUCUCUAUUUCUUAUUCUAUUCCCUUGUGCUUCUCUUGCUAGGCAUCUUAUUAACCAAGAUUGCGGCUCUACUUUUUGUGGGAAUUUGAAUAUCAGUUAUCCAUUCCGAUUAAAAAACCAACCUCCCCAGUGUGGUUGCCAUGACCUGGAACUUGAGUGUGAGAAUAACAACUACACCACUUUGGUUUUGAGAGAAGGGAAAUUCUCUGUCCAAAAUAUUUUUUACAAAAAUAAAACAAUCCGAGUGAUGGAUUCAAAUCUGGACAAGGAUGAUUGCAACUCCCUUCCUCUUAGUUCCAUAUAUUUUAAGUAUUUAGAUGGACAAUUGUAUUCCAUUUUUUCUUCUCAUUAUUAUUUUGCAUCUUAUCAUUAUUAUACUUCUUAUUAUUAUUAUAGUAGAGAGUCAGAGGCUAGCAUUAUGUAUGUUGUGAAUUGCACGAAACCUAUAAGAUCAUCUCAAUAUAUCGACACCUCUCGUUGUACCACCAAAUCCAAUACCUCUUCCCCUCCAACUUCUUUUUUCUAUUUUUUAGAUGAAAAUACAGUGCUAAAUCUCAAUCAAGCUUGCACAGUGGAAGCGGUGGUUCCAAUUAUGGUUAAGAAUAUAUCAGGCAUGUCUACGUUGACUAUCUACAACAAGCUAUAUGAGGGUUUUUACCUUUCAUGGGAGUACUGGCAGGGCUACAGCAGAUUUCCUCUAUGGCUAAUUGAUAUUAUUGGCUUUUGGAGUACUUAUGGAAUAGGUGUCAUCAUACUGAGGCUCUUCAUUGGGAUACCUUGUUUGCUUGUGCUUGUAAUCUACAAAUGGAGAAGAAGACAUUUAUCCAUGGAUGAUAAGAUUGAAGAGUUCCUUCAAAGCCAUCAUCUAGCUCCAAUUAGAUACUCUUUCAAACAAGUUAAAAAAAUGACUCAAAAUUUUAAAGAUAAAUUAGGUGAAGGGGGUUAUGGUUCGGUGUUUAAAGGAAAGCUUCGUAGUGGACAUCAUGUGGCAAUAAAAUUGUUGUGCACAUCAAAGGGAAAAGGCCAAGAUUUCAUAAAUGAAGUUGCUUCUAUUGGAAGAAUUCAUCAUGCUAAUGUGACCAAACUUAUUGGAUUUUGUGUGGAGGGAUCAAAACAAGCUCUUGUGUAUGAUUUCAUGUCAAAUGGAUCGUUAGAUAAAAUCAUAUUUUCUGAAGAAAAAAGGAACACUUUAGGUUGGAAAAAACUAUUUGAUAUUGUGCUUGGGGUUGCUCAAGGAAUCGACUACUUGCAUCAAGGAUGUGACAUGCAAAUUUUACAUUUUGAUAUCAAGCCACACAACAUUCUUUUGGACGAGAACUUUAACCCAAAAGUUUCAGAUUUUGGUCUUGCUAAGUUGUUCGAUGAGAUGAUAACAUUGUCUCUCUCAUCGCAAAGACGAGGAACAAUAGGGUAUAUUGCUGAAUUGGUUUACAAAAAUCUUGGAGGCAUUUCAUAUAGUGAUGUUUAUAGUUUUGGAAUGUUGGUGCUAGAAAUGGUAGGAAGGAGAAAGAAUUUGAAUGCAUUUGCCAACCACACUAGCCAAAUAUAUUUUCCAUCUUGGAUUUAUGACCGGUUAGAUCAAGGAGAGGACAUGGAGUUGGGAGAUAUUUCGAUGAUGAAAAGUAAUGAUAAGGAAGAUGAUAAUAUGACCUUUUGGUGUAUACAAUUAUUGCUCGAUCGUCCUUCGAUGAAUAAAGUGUUGAAAAUGCUUGAAUCUAACGUUGAACUCUUUGAGAUGCCUCCAAAGCCAUUUCAUCAAGUUCCUCUUGAAACAUCAAGCGAGGUUGAUAAUUGUGAGAACUCUAAUGAUGAGGAAAUCGUUAUUGAGUUUGGGUCAUUAAUCGCAUUUGAACGUGCAAUUAAGACAAGUGAUGAGCAGAAGGAAGAUGGUGUCGAAGAAGAGGAACCUGGAGACGCCAUUCAAGGUCUUAGCGAAGCAGUUGAAGUUUUGGAAGAAGCCGCCAAAGAUAUUGCUGAAGACAGUGAUGAUUUUGAUGGUGACCAAAUAGAUGUUGGCGUGGAGAUCUAUUCAAGAGUAUGUGUUGAAGCAAUGGUCAGCAUGCAGCAACCAAGACUGUCGAGGGCACUACAUGCAGAAGCUGCUAGUUCAUCAAGCCAGCAAGCUUCACGAUUCUUGCUCGACAAGCUUCUUGUUGAACUUGCUGUUUGUUGCUCUCGGCUCCAACAAUUGGUAUCUAGAGCCAUAUUCUUAGAGGACCUGUUGUAG